UUGAAAGGAACAUGAGCACAAAUCAGAUGUUCAUAAACCAAAUCAAAGUGUCUGUUUGUGAGACUGUGAAGAAGAUUGAUUCUAUAUACUAAAAUAGAUUACUAAUUUACUAAAUAUGGAUCCAUCAUAAAGCCGGUUGAAAGGAAAAGUCCUAAUGCAGACGCCAAAAGCUAGUCUCUCCUAAUAUAAAUACAAAGAAAAUGCAACGAAAAAGCCAAUGUCUUCUAUUUGUCUCUAUGUUUCUUCUUCUUACCCUUUUUCCCACCAUUCUCUCCCUCGUUUUCUUUCUUUCUGAGUGGUUUAUAGACUAAUUAUUUGGAAAAGUUUUUGACAAAUUUGGGGUUGGGGAUGGAAUCAGGGAAACAAGGAAGCUCUGAUGCUUCGAGUGAAGAAAAUGAUCGGGUUGAUCCAGUCAAGGGCGACAUGGCUGCAACCACCAAACGCUCCUAUGAGUGCACUUUUUGCAAGCAAGGCUUCACCAACGCUCAGGCCUUAGGGGGGCACAUGAACAUACACCGAAAAGAUCGAGCCAAGGCUAAGCAACCAACGAGUUCUUCGGUUCCAACUGAGCCAAUGAAUGAGGAGUACUACAUGAACCCUAGAUAUGUUCCACCAUUAAUCCCAACUGAACCAUCAAAGGACUAUCCGGUUUUCGAAGCUAAAAGGAAUUAUCACUUUUAUUUUCAGCCACCAGUGUCUAGCCCUAGACUCCCAUAUGCUUAUUGUGACAGUGACUUUCUUGUGCCCGCCAGGUCUCCAUCUUUGAGCACGAAUGAAGAGCUUUCCGGAGCAAAUUUGAGCCUUCAAAUUGGCCCUACAAAUGUAGAUGAUAGUGAAGUGAAUAGAAUGAAAGAAGAUGAAGUGGAUUUGGAGCUUCGACUCGGUCACGAUCCAUAG
This is a messenger RNA of Durio zibethinus, 897 nucleotides long. RefSeq lists its product as uncharacterized. NCBI's taxonomy places the organism in Eukaryota, Viridiplantae, Streptophyta, Magnoliopsida, Malvales, Malvaceae. The record is from RefSeq and is a predicted model, not a curated record.